AGUUUCAAUUAUUCAUGCGGACCAUAUACAUGCGAUUCUAAAGUCGAAGUAUGUCAAAGUAUUUAUGGCAUUAACGAUGGAUGUAUCCCAAGAGAAAAGCUAGACGUCUCCAUUAUAACAAAAGAAAUCAACUCAUGGUCUGAAAAUAACAAUAAAGAAAACUUUACUCAAUAUGAUGCCAUUAUUCAAAAUAAUGUAAAUAGAGAUAUUAAACAAAUCUAUGUUUAUAUUGAUCCAAAAAAGUUUAUUCUAAGAGAUAACUCCUCGCUCUGGAAUAUGAUACCAGAUACAACCAAAGAUAACCAUUUAAUAUUACCAACGUAUCAAGAAACUAUUAGUGCUGGUAAAAGUUUCGUUUUUGGAUUUAUCAUAGAA
Messenger RNA from Dictyostelium purpureum, 375 nucleotides. RefSeq lists its product as uncharacterized. Lineage: Eukaryota; Evosea; Eumycetozoa; Dictyosteliales; Dictyosteliaceae. Gene Ontology annotation, biological process: extracellular matrix organization. Gene Ontology annotation, molecular function: carbohydrate binding; extracellular matrix structural constituent. The record is from RefSeq and is a predicted model, not a curated record. Gene Ontology annotation, cellular component: extracellular matrix. The transcript has a single exon. The annotation marks the transcript as partial.